AUGCCACAGAGAUUAGAUGCCGGAGAACGAUCGCUUGGAUUCCCGAUUCCUACACGCAUUCCGCUUCUCCUAUCGUCAAGCCCUCCCACGCCACUCUCGGCCACGGCCAUCGCUCCAGCCGACGGUGGCUCCUCCAUCGACAUGGAUCCCGAGUCCAUCUCCACGCGGUGGAUGAGCAGUAGCGCUGACGUCUUCGACUUCAACCUCCCCCUAUAUGAAUCUUCGUUCCUAGUCCAUGCAGACCAAAUCUUCUCCGAUGGUCUCCUACUGCCGCUUCACAGCGCCACUGCACCAAAACUUUCGGUAGCAUACGAUUGCUCAUCGAAGUCCCUUCCCUCGAGGAGGAGUACCUUCUGCUCUUCUCCUAGUAGAGCCGCUUCCUCGAUCUCUUCACACCUUCCGGUGUUCCUCCAAGCCAAAGCCACACCCAGUUCGGCCAGUUCAUGCUCUUCCAUCGAUCUUACACCAAAGAGUUGGAAGCCCAAGUUGCAUUUCUUUCGGAACUGCACGAGACCUUCGAAGAGAACACUGCGGAGGUGUUUGUGUUUUCUGAUGCCCUUGUAUAAGAAGGUGAAGUGCUUGAGAUUGGUUUCUUCGAAGACGGUGAGGAGUCGGAAGGACUCAGCGGGCGGUUCUCCCAAACCCAAGACCAGUAAUCCCUUCUCGAGCGUCGAGUGGUGUCGCAGCAAUGCUGAUAUUUCGAUUCAUGACGCGAUUCUUCACUGCAAAAGAUCAAUCGCAACUCCAAGCGACAAUGCUUAAAGUUAGUUCUCACUCCUCCGUCCGAGACGCGGUGACUACACCUUCGGAAACUGCCGUGAAUUGCUUAUUUCUCUUCUGCUUCUACACUCAGAAACUACUCUGGAGUUUCUUCGUUGGUCUCUUAGUAUUCAAGAAGAACAUGCGUGGAGAAGACAGUGAGCAGAAUCCAAGAAGAACAAGAGACGCUCUAUAACUUAUUUUCUUGUGGAUUCUUCAUGUACGCCCCCAAAUGUCUACCCACACCAAAAAAAUGUCUCAUAAAUGUUGAGUUGUUGAGAAAAGAAUUCUUGUGCUGUACUCUUGAGUUCUUCCCUAUCUUGUAUCUUGAAAUUGGAAACCAAUGAUCUCAAACACUCUUCAUAAAACAUCGAGAACUAUAUUUUCUCGAGACUUUUUA
Musa acuminata AAA Group (dessert banana) is the source of this 1159-nucleotide messenger RNA. RefSeq lists its product as uncharacterized. The coding region runs from base 1 to 762 and encodes 253 amino acids. Lineage: Eukaryota; Viridiplantae; Streptophyta; Magnoliopsida; Zingiberales; Musaceae. The record is from RefSeq and is a predicted model, not a curated record. The transcript has 2 exons.